Messenger RNA from Cryptomeria japonica (Japanese cedar), 1097 nucleotides. RefSeq lists its product as uncharacterized. The record is from RefSeq and is a predicted model, not a curated record. The transcript is spliced from 6 exons. Lineage: Eukaryota; Viridiplantae; Streptophyta; Pinopsida; Cupressales; Cupressaceae. The coding region runs from base 60 to 1097 and encodes 345 amino acids.
GGUUUUGGAGCUACAGCUGUAUUCCAUUCUUUGUAGCCAGGUCUCCUUAUUGGCAACAAAUGGUUGAUGCCAUUACCAUAUGCGGGGCGGGGUUCAAAGCCCCUAGUGAGAGUGAUUUGAGGGGACCCAUUUUGUCUCAAAUGGUGGAUGAUGUGAAAAAGGAUUUAGAUGAACAACGCCACAUAUGGAGCACUAAAGGUUGCACCAUCAUGACUGAUGGUUGGACGGAUAGGAGAAAUAGAACUCUCCUUAAUUUUCUUGUUUCUUCCGCAGGGGGCACCGUUUUCAUCAAGUCCAUUGAUGCCUCCGCCCAUUGCAAGAAUGCCACCUACCUAUGUGAGCAGAUAGAGGAGGUGAUUGAAGAUGUGGGUGAGGAGAACGUGGUACAGGUGGUGACCGACAAUGCAGCAAAUUAUGUUGCUGCGGGUAGACUAUUGAUGGAGAGGCACCCAUCUAUAGUUUGGACUCCAUGUGUUGCUCAUUGCAUUGACCUCAUGUUGGAGGAUAUUGGAAAAAUCCCAUGGGUCAAGAGAUGUGUAGAAAGGGCAAGAAAUGUCUGCAAAUUUGUAUAUAAUCAUUCAUGGGUGUUGGCUCUUAUGAGACAAUACACAGAGCAAAAGGAGUUGCAUCGUCCAGGAAUCACAAGAUUUGCCACAAACUUCCUCACAUUGCAGUCCAUGCUUAGGUCUAAACCUGCCUUGAGACGUAUGAUUGUUGGUGAGGAGUGGUCUUCCUCAUCCUAUGCUACCACCCCUGCAAGGAUAGAGAUGGCAGACUGCAUUUUUGAUGAGCAAGGCUUUUGGGUCCCUUGUGAUGAGAUAGUGAAGUUUGUUAAGCCCUUGGUGGUUUUGUUGCGAGUUGCGGAUGGAGAUAAGCCCGCAAUGGGCUAUAUAUAUGAGGGCAUGGAUAGGGCAAAGGAGGCCAUCAAUUCGUCUAUGGAGCAGAUGAGAGCAAAAAAGCCAAAAAAUCAGAAAAUACCAAAAAUAUUUCUGAGUCAGUAUGUCGAGUCGGUCGCUUCAUCAAGAUUGUCCGCAAUCCGACGUUUUCCAAUUCCAACGGAGGUUGAGUUUGCAGCUGUAUCUCAAGCAGCUGUCUGA